CACGUGUGGAGACCACGUCAGGAAGCGAACCGAACUGACGAGAAGCACGGAUCAGCUUCUUAUCUCGGUCCCAGUCAAUGGACGAAAAAGGACCACAACCAUACCGGUAGCAGCAGCACAGCUGUACUGUACUUGCGGAGCGGCCGCAUUUGGGUGGGAACAAAACCUUUUACAAUUCUGUUUCCCUCCGCUUUCUGGAGGAUCUGCUCCUCGAAAACACUUCCUGGAUUCGGCGCCGCGCGGUACGUGUGCUUAAUAAUGGAUUAUCCUGCAUGAGCUCUGGAUCUAAAAUGGACUCUACUGGCCUCCAUGUCUAGGAAGUUCUGGGUGGAUCCUUGUAAUUCCUUGACCAGAAAUUUUCAAUCCUGGCUGACGUACCGGUUUGGUGUGAAGGAAGGAUUGCUUGAAGAGUCACAUGCUAGCUGGUAGGUACGGUAGAACAAGUAGUAGAGUUUGGUCAGACUAAGUGUUGGUCCAGAAGUGGUUCGUCGUGUUGUUGGGUUGGGUGUUGCUCGGAACAGAUGUGGAACCAGCCAGGUGUUGGUCUUGAUGUCGCGUCAGGCUCUUUCUAUGGGUCCUCUGUGAAGGUCCAUGGGCCCUCCUGGAUGGUCCAGGUGUUGGCAACGUAAUGGAGUGGGGCCAGGUUGAUCCGAGGAGCUGCUUCCGUGCCCGUGUGCUACCUGGUACCAGGUACUCCCGUAGUGGCAUCAUGUUCCGGGUUGGGUGUGCUGCGUCGAGCAUGAUUGAAUUCAUUCAAUCAUGAAUGUGACGUAUCCUCUAAUUACCGUAAGUGACCUAAGUGAUUUAAGCAUCCCGUCGCUCCGACCCAAAAGACGAGCGCCUUGUCUAAGUACGAAGCGUCCGGAUGGUUACUUAGGACGACGCGCACGAGUGGAAGCUUGUUAGAUCGCUUUCCAAGUUGAUUGCCUAAGUAAUGACGUAGAGGGCGAAGAUCUUCGAUUGGCCCACAUGAGUGCUCACAAAACUGUCUCAUGUAGCAGAGCCCCCCAAUGAUCCUUGGAGGUCACUGUUGCUAGCUAGUAGUGCUGGUCUGAUGGUUCUGCUGCUUUGCUAGAUGCAGAGCAAGCAGUGAAUGAGGCGAAGGAUAAUUAACAAUGCGGCAAGCAAAUUCAAACGAUGUUCUCUUCUACUCAGUCAGGCAGCAAUAUGAUGACCUUUCACCGAAGGAGCUCGCCGUUCUAGAAGCUCGCAGGGCAACAGUAUUAUCUCUUUCCAGUGAUGAACCUGGAUCAGAUACCCAAACUGAAACUGAGUCUGAUUCUUCCGCAACUCAUUCUACAGCAGCGGAUGGUACUGGCAAUAGUCCUGCAAACUCGUCCGAUAAAUCUCUGAAGCAAUCAAAUUCUUGGAAGUCAGGGUUGCGGGUCCUGGAGCGGCGUCAAAAGGAUCGAGGAGUUUCAGACGCAUCCCUCGACUUGAGUAAUGAAUCUCCCCCACAAACGUCCGCACCAACAUUCGAAGAAGAUGUGUCCAAGGUAUCCGAACUAGGGGACGCAAUCAAUAAGGUACUUCAAAACAUCUCGGAUCCUGAUCAAAUCCUGGGAAUUCCCGUGUCCAGUUCGGAAAAUACUGACACUGAUCAAGAAGAUGAUCAAGAAGACGAAGAAGAAGAGCAGCGAGAACGAGAGAAAGAGGCUGAUAUGGAAGAAGUCGCAAACCUCGAAGUCUCGAAGCAAUUUGCUCGGUUAUCUUCCAAGAAGGGCAAAAGCUUUGACAUGAUUGUUUUCAACGAUGUCAACAAGGCAAGAAGUUCCCAACGUGAAGCAUCUAUGACAGGUGGCACCAAGGGUUCUCAAGAUGGUGGGGAAUCUAUCAAAGGUGAUAAUCGGCGAAAUGGUGGCUACACCACUGCAGAAGACUUGAAAAAGAAGUUUCAAGACGUUCUUGCGGUGGAAAACGAAACGGAGAAGCUAGAGCGGCACAAGAAGGCAAAGCAGGAGGUGGGAGAUCAAAAGGAAGCAAGAGAAGAAGCAAAGGAAGAAGAAAAAGAGAGGGAGAGGGUCCAUGAAUUGACAUCAGAAGUGACAGUCGAUCCACCUGGCACAAGGACAAUUGAAAGCGUUUUGGACAGCAACACAGAGCAGCUAGAAGUCGUCUUCACACCGUCUAGCGAAGGCUCUGUGGGUAUUAGCAGGCGAAACAAGUGGUCGAAGCGAAAAUCCAAGGUCGUUCGCACAAUCACCCGCUAUAAAAGCUCUUUCAAGGCUAGGAUGGUUAAGAACUCUCACCUCCGUCUUUUCAAGGUCAAGGGCACGACGUGGAUAAAGAAGAGGCUGGGAAGAAAAGAAGCAAAAGAAACCUCCUCGCAACCCCUUCAUCAACGUAUGCGAGCAUCACUGAACGUCAAGAUGCCAAAGCUGUCGAAAAAACGAUUAAAACAAGGAUACCGAAAGGUUGCCAACGAGUUGCAGGUAACCGCCAGGAGAUCUGUGCGUAGAAUACCACAGCUGAACGUGAGCACCAUCGCUAGGAGAUCCAUUGCUCCGUUCAGCGCCUCCGUCGUCCGAACGGCACGACAAUGCAAGAUGGGUGCCUCGGGAGUCAUCUCUAGUCUUCGUCGUUCUGGAAUAGCUGAAAAGGACGAAGAUGUUGAAGAUGUAUAUGCGAUCAUGCCAGACAUAGUGCCACCAGAUAUUCCGGAUAUGCAAGGGAGCACGCGAACAGGAGCCGACUCCAAACUUCCAAAGGAAUCUCAGACUGACGAUCUUGUCUAUAGCGUAGGCGAGACAGCCAGUCAAGACACAAUGGCAGAUCAAACACAUUCUAGUGGUCAUCGGGAAUCUCUAAUAAUUGCUGACAAUGGUGAGAUUGAAACGUCUGUCCCAAAGGAAAAAAUGACAGAGUCCGACGUCACCGAAAACGCUGCUGCAGGGAUCGACAAAGUGUUGGGCGAGGAUGAGAAAGCUUCACCGUCUGGUAAUUUGCAGACAAAUGACAACGAUGGUGUCACGCCGACGAUUAUCGUGCGUCAACACAAUUCAGGUGGUGAGGAUAUCCCCUCUCCAGGAAUCAACGACAACCACAACGGCGGCUUCUAUACGUUGCAUGACGAUCCCGACCCCACCGCUGAAACAAACGACAACGAGGAUGCAGAGGAUUUGUCGAUGGCAGCACAAUCCGAGGAAAAGACUGAAGCAACGCCAAUUUCUUCCGCUUCUGUAGAGCGGCCUUUAGGCGACAAAGAUUACGAAGAGCUUGACUUGGACGAAAGCGUGGAGCUGGUGGACUUCGGGGGCAAGCAAAAACGAGCUGGCCAAGAUAUCAACAGAAGGCCUCAUGGGAUGGAUUCAAAAGAAAGCGAUCGGCGCGAGCCAGCACCCAAGGAGCUAACCAGAACCUCGACUCCCAAGAUUGUUGAGCGUUUUGAUCAAGACAAACCAAAACAAAGCACCAGUUCCUCUGAGGAAGGAAAUCCUGAAGGUUUCAUUGAGAUUGUAAAGGGUGACACUCCGGUCGAAGCAACAGCUGGGAACAGUGGGGCAACACAAGGACUGGUUGUCCCGCCAGCUAGCAAGAAACUUUCGAAAUGGAGAAAGUCCUUGCUGGCAAAGACAGGAAGCAGCCGCGCCAACCGACAUGUCAUCGAAGCUCCACCACUGAGUCGAGACUUCGACGAACCCGCUGCAAACGGCAAACCUAGCGCAAGCGAUACGCAGCGCCCACGGCGCGGGAGCAAACAAUUGAUGAAGUUGAUAUCGUCGGACAUUCCAGAUCCUCCGAAUCCGAUUUCCGCCAAGAAUCUCGUUCAAUCUCGAUCACGACGCACCCCUCCAAUUCCAUAUUCCAGAAACGUCCACGAAUCUCAUGCAGCAAGAAUCAAAACAAGCUUUUCAGACAGUGGCAUUCUACCGACAAAACGAAACAAAGCAAUGAGCCAUGAAGGGAAUAAAAUCAGGGAAGAUAGUACGCGAUUAUUGCCUGAGGUCAUGCCCCCAUCUCCGGCAACCGGUUCCCACAACACAAACAAAGGAGACAAAAGGCUCUCCUCGUCCAUUGUGGCCACAGACGACGCUGGAGUGGAGAUGAUUGCCAACGGUCAAGACGGAGGUGAUGACGCGAAUGAGAGAGAACACGAUGAAAGGAACAACGCGACAAAGAAAAAGAGGAGCUCCAUCAAAGCAAGGACUAUUGGCUUCCUGAAGCCUAAGAAGAGAGUCAGCUAUCUCCAAGACGAAAGUGGGAACACUGAGAAAUUACUAAGAGACGACGUCUCUCCUGUAAGUGACGAAGAGCCAAUCGAAGAGCCCACUGAAACGACGCCCCCGAUGGAAGAGCAUUCUGCCGCGUCGGCAGGACAGCACUCUGAUGAUCUUGAAUCAUUGACGGCAGUCGAAAUCAAGUCAAUGCAGUCUUCGGAUAUAGAAGAAACUCUCCCGGACAUGGAUGACGACACGCAGAUGCCGAUGGGCUAUCUUUUUGACUUUUCUCGGUUCAUUUGCUCUGAUUUUCCUGGCCUUUUUUCAGCCCCUAAUGAAGAUCCGGAACUUAUGCCUAACUGUUCUGAUGCUGAUACCCAUACCGGUAGUGUCGAAAGCAGGGCCACGUCUACCGCAAAUACGACGAGAUCAUCUUCUUUUGUGUCCCCUGCGAAGACGAGGCGACCAGGGAAAUAUCCCAUUGUGCUUCUAGAUGAAAAAAAUGACGACACGACAUGCGAGGAAUUCAGUCGCGAAAACGACGACGCUGAAUCUGUGCUGAGUUCCCCAGCAUUGUUCAACCAGUUCUUUGCAUUUCAAGAGUGCCAUGGUGUAUGUGCUCUAAACCAACCCAAUGAUGCUCGCUUUGAUUCGGAUUCAGACGGUUCAUCCGAUGAGAGUUCAGUCGACCUUGGCAAGAUUGAGCAUGAAGACUACUCGAGCACCUUCUUUGAUUCUGGAUCCAAUAGGACCCCCGCCAGGAGGUCUGUAGAAUCUGAGGACAACAUUCCCAGCAAAUGGAUCCAGUUCCGAGAUAGGCUGGACCCAGUGGACGAGACAAUCCCAGCACCUCCUCCCCCUGAAGCCCCCGAAGAAAAGAAGAAACCGAAGCGUGGGGUGAAGAAAAGAUUGCUCAGUCUGGUUAAACGGCAGAAAAAGGCAGAAAAGGUGAAUGCCAGGAAUCAAGAUGACGAAAACCCCAUCUCCGGCUCUGGGAGACACGUACCUAGCUUUGUAUCGAUGCUAUCCGACGACCCAUCGACUGGCACCGGUACAAGGUCAAACAACAGUGAUGUGUUCUCAGGGGUGACCUCGAAUGCUUCCCCAUUAUCAUCCCAAAAGUGAGCUCUAAGGAAUGUUUGUAACGUUAUCUUCUCUGCUCUACUAGCUAGCUACUAGCUAGCUACUAGCUAGUAUGCUCCGGUACUGUGGGGCAGGUUGAGUCCAGGUAUUUAGGUGUAGUA
This is a messenger RNA of Seminavis robusta, 5401 nucleotides long. Lineage: Eukaryota; Bacillariophyta; Bacillariophyceae; Naviculales; Naviculaceae. The record is from the annotation of a GenBank genome assembly.